AUGGCGAACCUCUCUAUGAGCCGAGUCUCCUCGACGGACAACAAGUCCCAAACUAGCAGCAUCCGCAGCAAGGCCUCUUCCAUCUCCGUUUCCCUCAAGAAGCGCCUCUCGUCCAUGAAGGAACAAUGGGGUCCCGGGUUGGCCGCAAAGGAGCACUGGGACGAUGAGUACACUUUCCCUGCUGGACGCUGGGCUGGUCAGGGCCUCGACCCUAGCUGGUGGGCUCCCCAGGACCGCAUGAUCCAUUACGCUUGA
Molecule: messenger RNA, 255 nt
Organism: Aspergillus puulaauensis
Lineage: Eukaryota; Fungi; Ascomycota; Eurotiomycetes; Eurotiales; Aspergillaceae
Exons: 2
Coding region: 1-255 (84 amino acids)
Source: RefSeq, a predicted model, not a curated record